AUGAUAGUUCUCUCAUAUAUUUCUGGCCGUAAUUGUUGUACUGACUUAUUUUUAAGAUUCAUAUUUAUUGUGAUCUUGUUACUUUGUAAGCGUAUUUAUUGAGGGGCUUUCUUAGUAAUGACCGAGCUUCACGAAGCAGCAGCAAAAGAUGACGUGAAAACACUCCAGUGUCUUCUUGUUAAAUCAGAUAUUGAUGUCGACGCAGAGGAUUGGGACUGGGGCAAACGAACUGCCUUGCAUAUUGCCGCUUGUAAUGGGUCUACUGCAACUGUCAAACUUCUUCUUGAUCAUGGUGCUGAUAUGGAGAUGCGGAUGACCGGAGGUUGGAUCCCGGCACAUUGUGCUGCUGAAGGUGGUCAUGUUGUCGUAUUGAGAUUACUGAUGGAAUACAAGUGUCCAAUGAAUGUACAAGAUGAUUCUGGUGAUACUCCAGUAAACAUUGCUACUGUAUAUGGACAUAAAGAUGUUGUUAUGUUGCUUCAAAAAGCCAUCAAAUAAGCUAAUUUCUAUUCAUUGUGUUACAUUUAAGUUACAUUUACUCGGUAUUACAAUGUAAAAAGUAAAUUUCUGUAACCUUAUCUAGCAUAAUACAGUUGCGUUUUUUCUGCUUGUC
Xenia sp. Carnegie-2017 is the source of this 613-nucleotide messenger RNA. Its product is annotated as ankyrin repeat domain-containing protein 66-like. Lineage: Eukaryota; Metazoa; Cnidaria; Anthozoa; Malacalcyonacea; Xeniidae. The transcript has 3 exons. Gene Ontology annotation, molecular function: protein binding. The record is from RefSeq and is a predicted model, not a curated record. Bases 118 to 498 code for a protein of 126 amino acids.